AUUCAUGUUCGAGCUAUUGUCAGCUGUGGCAUUACUGUCCAUACUACUAACAUUCCUGCAUAUUCUUUGAUUUUAAAUUAAACGGAGCUGCAAAUUAAACAAAUUGAAUUCGAAUCCACUAAACCUGUCAUUCAACUGAGUGUGAGGGUGCUUCCGCCUGCGCUUCGAAAUGCCUCAGACCAACUCCCAAAAUGCCGCAGAUGCUAUAGAGCAGAAGCUGCUUGGCAUACUCGCUGCACAAGAUCUUGGUGAUAUAACACAGGAGCUAUGCGAUUUCUCACUCGAGGAACAAAAUGCAACCGCCGAGGCACAAGGCAUACAACCAAGCGCUGCAGCCGACUAUGUACCUGUGCUGGGUAAAUCUGUGACAUACAUUGUAGCCUGUGUAUUGUUCAAUGAGAGGGACGAGGUUCUAAUGAUGCAAGAGGCUAAGCAAUCGUGUGCUGGCAAGUGGUAUCUCCCAGCUGGACGCAUGGAGAACGGUGAAACCAUCUGCGAGGCCGCAGUGCGAGAGGUAUAUGAAGAGACCGGUCUAAAUGUGAACAUCACUACACUUCUGGCCAUCGAAGUGGCGGGCGGCUCUUGGUUCCGCUUUGUGCUCACUGGCCGUGUAACUGGUGGCACACUGAAAACACCCGCACAAGCAGAUAACGAAUCAUUGCAAGCAAAAUGGAUAUCUAGGCUCUCCGAAUUGCCAUUGCGCGCCAAUGACAUUCUAAAUCUAAUUGAUAUCGGUCGCUCGUAUAACGAGCGCGCCUCUACACCACAAGCGCUAAUUUAUCAUCCAGAUGUUUUGCCAACCAGAUACUCACACCACAAAAACUAUUUGCGCGUUGUGGCAGUAAUACGCAAACGCGCUACCAAUUCUUUAAAUGUGCUUGUUAGUGAAAAGAAUGUGCAUCACUUCCCCACAGUCGAGGUGCAUCCUCAGCGUAGCCUUCACUCGACGCUACGCAAAUUUAUGAUCGAACUAUUCGGCGCGGAAUUGCCACAGCAUCGACCGCAUGGCAUACUCAGCGUAGAACACUGUCCCUCACCGAUGCCACACACCACCGAUGGUAUUUGUCUGAAUGUGUUGGUAGUCUUCCGACCGCCGUUGGAAGAGGUGGCACUCAUCGGCAAGUGCACAUGGCAUGAGUUGGGACGUGCGCUUGAAGAGAAACUGGCACGUAUACUCUCGAACAAAUAUUCCACAAUACCGUUAAAUGUUAUACGAUAGAUGCACAGAGGCUGCGUUAGCUUAGUCUGGUGGUCAGUGGCAUUUAGGGAAGUGAAAGUUAUUUGACGCAAUAUGUAGUGAAUAAAAGCAAUAGUUUGUAAAACUAUUUAACCAGAUGUUUAUUGCGUGUGUACAUGCAUACAUACAUUUGUACGUAUGUAUUUAUUAAGGCGAACAAACUCAUAAAUCAACAAGUGGCGAGAAAUCAAAAGAGCGCAUUUCAAUGGUGGCGGGGGUGCGCGAUUACACAUAUACAGUAAUAUUUAUUUUUUAAAUAUUUUGAUUUUAUAUACACCAAUCAUUGUUUAUUAAGUUGCUGUUAUAAAAAUUUUUAUGUUAUAAAUAAAAAUUUCAUGUUAACUACUACGUAA
Molecule: messenger RNA, 1590 nt
Organism: Anastrepha obliqua
Lineage: Eukaryota; Metazoa; Arthropoda; Insecta; Diptera; Tephritidae
Product: 8-oxo-dGDP phosphatase NUDT18
Exons: 3
Coding region: 170-1219 (349 amino acids)
Molecular function (GO): magnesium ion binding; 8-oxo-dGDP phosphatase activity; 8-oxo-GDP phosphatase activity
Source: RefSeq, a predicted model, not a curated record